Molecule: messenger RNA, 1272 nt
Organism: Pteropus alecto (black flying fox)
Lineage: Eukaryota; Metazoa; Chordata; Mammalia; Chiroptera; Pteropodidae
Gene: CUNH4orf17
Product: chromosome unknown C4orf17 homolog
Exons: 9
Coding region: 1-1272 (423 amino acids)
Source: RefSeq, a predicted model, not a curated record
AUGAGCCUCAAAUCCCCAACGACUGCCCUUCCGUUUGACACCAAAAGCAGCCAUAUUAUGGCUAGAAAUGGAAGUUGUUUUCUAGUCAGGCACACCCCUCAUCCCAGAAGGGUCUGCCACAUCAAAGGUUUGAAUAACAUUCCGAUCUGUACUGUGAACGAUGAUGAGAACUCACUGGGAACAUUGUGCGGUGUUGGCCAGUUCAACCACUUAGAGAAGGAUGAAGUACCAUUUGCCAAAUGCAGUCAACCACCCACCACUGCACCCCUGGAGAGCACAGUCAGAGGAGUCUCACCAGCCCCAAACAGUGUCAAAGUGCCCCCAUCACGGCCUCAUUCUGAGCCCUGUAGAAAAAUCAAGGAGUGCUUCAAAACUUCCAGUGAGAAUCCCUUGGUAAUUAAAAAGGAAGAAAUUAAGGUAAAAAAUCCACCCUCACCACCAAAGGCAUGCUCUACAGCUGGCUCUGAUACUUCAGAGGUGAUGAGUACCAAGACUAAUGUCAAAGAGAACACCAUAUGCAUACCAAACUACCUGGAUCAGGAAAUCAAAAUUUUGGCAAAGCUUUGUAACAUUUUACGUACUGAUUCUCUGGCAGAAGUUCUACAGUGGCUGCUUCAUGCAAGUUCAAAAGAAAAAGAGUGGGUCUCAGCUUUGAUUCAUGCUGAACUGGCUGAGAUAAACUUGUUGACUCGUCUCCGAAGAAACAUCUCAGCAGAACCAGCAGCAGUGGCUGGGAAGCCACCCAGGGCUAAACUGCCUCCAAAUUCACCUCUAAAAUCAAAAGUGCUGACCAGAUCUGGGGAAGGAUAUCAACUGACCAGAGUGUCAAGUCCAGGAUCUGAAGGAAAUAAGGAAGUACCAAAAGAGGCUGAGCACAAGCCUCCAUUAUUUAUAAGAAGAAAUAAGAUGACAAUACCUGUUGCAGAGUAUUUCAGCCAACCAAAGUCUCCUUCCAGGCCUAAAACUCAGGAGAGCAUAUCAACAAAACCAAUGUCGGCAAGAAGUAUACAACAAGGAUACAAUCUCUCUCCCCAAAGAACAUUUUCUUCUCUAACAUACCAAAGCUCCACUGGAGUCACAGCCCGUCCUCACAACCAGUCAUCUUGUGAGUCAAUCCCAUUCAUGGGCAAACAGCAACCAAGGCUCACCUACAAUAGGAAGGCAAACACGACCCACACAAGGGACACAACUGGAGCACCCAGCUCAGAUGACCAAGGACACUGCACUGCUCGGGCCCCAGAGGACACCUACUAUGUAAGGCCACUCUACUAA